Molecule: messenger RNA, 1722 nt
Organism: Xiphophorus couchianus (Monterrey platyfish)
Lineage: Eukaryota; Metazoa; Chordata; Actinopteri; Cyprinodontiformes; Poeciliidae
Product: membrane cofactor protein-like
Exons: 13
Coding region: 180-1226 (348 amino acids)
Source: RefSeq, a predicted model, not a curated record
CAUAUCACCCUUACGUAAUUGCGUAUCAGUAAAGUGUAUCACUUCUGGUUACGCCCUUGUCCAAGAGGUGGUGCACUAGCAGGAAGUGUCCGCCGGCAUAGUGAGUCUUCGUGUUUGUUUGAGAGGUGUUUAUAGUUGAAAGAAACUGUUGUCACUGGAUUACUGUCCCAGAUCCUGUCAUGGCUGUUACAGCUGUUUUUAUACUCAGCAGUCUUGGCUUUGCCAUAAUUGCUGAAGCGCAAGAUUGCUCCAAACCUGCUGCAGGACCCAACAUGAAUUUGAGGGAUGAAUACAUUACUCAGCAAACAUUUGCAGAUGGGAGCAAAGUUUAUUUUUCCUGUAAUCCUGGCUACACACCUGCUAGAGGAUCUGCAUUUAUCACAUGCACUGCUGGCACAUGGAGUACUGUGCAGCUGCAAUGUGAAAGGAAAACAUGUGGCAGUUUGGGAGAGGUGUCUAAUGGUCAUGUUGAUUAUGACGGAAUUGAUUUUGGUGAUACAGCUACGGUCACUUGUAACCCGGGUUACAUGCUGGUUGGGAGAUCGAGUUUUAGAUGCGAAGUCAACGGAUGGUCUGGCAGGUUGCCAACAUGCGACGCGGUGAUGUGUACCACACCAGCACCAGUUGCAGGCGGUGCAUUUGAUCCACUCAAAGAUUUCUAUCUUUUUGGAGAAGUUGUGCUGUACUCCUGCAACAAAGGAUUGGUACUUAAUGGAUCAAAAGAUAUAACCUGCUCUAAUGAUGGGAAAUUCUCCUCUUCUCCUCCAAACUGUGUCAAGGUUGAAUGUAAAGAUCCUGUAAUUGAAAACGCUGUCUUUGUAAGUGGUUCUCGGCCUCCACACGGACACAUGGCUACAGUGACCUACAACUGUAAAUCUGGAUACGUAAUGCGUGGACCCAAUUCUGUGACAUGCAAUAUAACUAAUCAGUGGUCACCAUCAUUACCAGUAUGCAUAAGUAAAAUGAUAACUCCUGUCCCCACUGCUACUUCCGCUACUAUCAUCACCACAAAAAAACCUAAAGGUGUGACAUCUACCCAAACUCCAACUUCCAACUCCCCAGGUGAGGGUGAUGCUCACUCUCCAACAUGGAUUAUUAUUGGAGUUGUUCUCAUCUGCAGCUGCCUCAUUGGCGUUAUUAUAUUCUUCAUCCGAAAGAAACGCAGUCGGCGAAACCGUAUUGUCAAAGAUCCUGCAAAAGAUGGCGAGGAUGUAGCACUCUCGUAAGCGUCACUGUUCUGUUGGUCCAAAACUCCUGCAUGUGAAGAUGCUACCUUGUGGAGAGGACUAUCCCCGGACCCAUCUGUGAAUGGAAACGAUUCCACAGAAAAAUGUGGAAAUUUCACAGUUUCUUCAGAGUAGUCAGUCUGUAAUUCAGACUUUGCAAUUUAUUCUCGCUUGAUGCUUCAAGCGCCUGGUCAUUUGUAUUCAUUUGCUACCUGUUUUACUUUUUUGGAACAUUACUGUACUCUACAUUGAUUUGGAAUGUUUGCACUACAACACAGCUCAAGCUGAAAUAUUUGAUCUAAUUACAAAAAACAAAAACUUCACCUUUUCUGUAACUGUAAAGAUAACAGGAGUUUUUUGUAAUUGUAGAAAAGACUCCUAGCUGUUUAAACAACUUAGUCUUACAGUUCAUUAUUUAUACAGAUCAGAAAUUAGUGCCUAGCAAAGUUACAUCUUAUGUGCCUAUAUGCAAAAAAAAUAAAUGCUUUACUUUGUA